Messenger RNA from Pieris brassicae (large cabbage white), 7369 nucleotides. It is a transcript of the gene br, whose product is annotated as broad-complex core protein isoforms 1/2/3/4/5. The transcript has 8 exons. Bases 168 to 1568 code for a protein of 466 amino acids. Gene Ontology annotation, cellular component: nucleus. Gene Ontology annotation, molecular function: protein binding. Gene Ontology annotation, biological process: regulation of transcription by RNA polymerase II. NCBI's taxonomy places the organism in Eukaryota, Metazoa, Arthropoda, Insecta, Lepidoptera, Pieridae. The record is from RefSeq and is a predicted model, not a curated record.
GCGCGGGCCGGCAAGCGAGUGGUGAUCACUGCAUCACACCACCAGUGUUGUGAUGAAAAUUAUUAGUGAAGUGUUGUGUUUAUGAUAAAAUAACAAAUCGAAGGCGUUCAGCCCGACAAUAAUUAUUUACACGAUUUGGGACACAUGACUCGCUAAAAACAAACAAAAUGGUGGAUACACAGCACUUCUGUCUGCGCUGGAACAAUUACCAGAGCAGCAUCACCAGCGCCUUCGAGAAUCUUCGUGAUGACGAGGACUUUGUUGACGUCACAUUGGCCUGUGACGGAAAGAGUUUAAAGGCGCAUCGGGUAGUCUUAUCGGCAUGUAGCCCCUACUUUAGAGAACUAUUAAAAUCGACACCGUGCAAGCAUCCAGUGAUAGUUCUUCAAGAUGUUGCCUUCACUGAUCUACACGCUCUGGUGGAGUUCAUAUACCACGGGGAGGUCAACGUGCAUCAGAGGAGCCUCUCCUCUUUUCUGAAGACGGCGGAGGUCCUUCGCGUCUCAGGACUCACACAGAAUGACGAUACUAAAGGGUCGCUGGUACAAAGCAUCGCCCGCGCAACUGCCGAGUCGUCUCCGCACGUAUCUCCGCAUCCCGCGCAUACCCCGCACACCCCGCAUACCCCUCACACUCCACACACUCCAAGCUACUCGGAGAAACUGGAAGAGGCCCUUCUACUGCCCCAACCCCUCAACCGCCGGAUUCCUAUGCCUCCGCGUCGAAUGUCACGCUCGGCUGACAACUCCCCGGACGUAAUAAAGCGCGCGCGCCACGACAACAACAAUGAUCAAUCACAAGUACACGACUUCUCAACAAAGAACAACUCACUAUUGAACAAUCGUCACGAGUCUGGUAAUGGGAAUGGGAUUUCGAAUUCAAGCUCGUCACCAUCGCCCAAACUCAUGGAUGACGUGAAGAACGAGCCGUUAGAUAUGAUCUGCCAAUCGAAUGCGGAUAUCGAUCGCAGUGCUGAUGAUACUCCGCCUCAUUCGCAUCAUAGACACAUGGGAGGGCCGCCGUCCCGCGCGAGCUCAGCCGAUGCCGACGACCAUACGCCACCGCCACAAAUGCCACCCUCACCUUUUAUUUCGCCAGCUGAAGCCAAGCUCUUUCCGCCAUCCCAACACCACACUUUCAACUACCCCAUGUUAACUGAUUCAUCGCUGACAGGUUUGCCGAGUCCCCUGCCUCCGGACGGCUUACCGGGAACAUCACAAGCUGUUCCGCCCCUCCGAAUGCCCCCGCCGACCGCCGGCGGCAUCAACGAGCCGCAGGAGUGUCCCUACUGCCGCAGGACAUUCUCUUGCUACUACUCCCUCAAGCGCCACUUCCAGGACAAGCACGAGCAGUCCGACACGCUCUACGUUUGUGAGUUCUGCCACAGACGGUAUCGCACCAAGAACUCGCUCACCACCCAUAAGAGCCUGCAACACCGGGGUUCCAGCGGCAUGCUGAAGCGCCUGCUGAAGACGUCGGCGCUGCACAGCGCGCUGGCCCCUGCGCCGCACCACCUGUUCGACCUGGCCGCCGCCGACCACGCGUCGCAGCUGCCCGGUCUCCAAUGACCACAAACGAUUGCUUGAAUCGGUCGGCCCUCGGACGGGCACCUCUAACUUGGAAAGGGAAAGCAUAUGUGCAAUACGGACAAUGCCAAAACGCAGAACUCUGCCGCAUUUUUUAUGUUUAAUUGUGUAUUAUAAGCGUAGUAAAAUAUUGACGUUAGUUUUAAAAAUGAACAGUAUUGUUGCGGCGCGCGCGUCGCGUCGAUGAUUGGACUUCUUGUUCUAACAGUGUUCAAAGUGACAAUGUAAUUCAGAGCAAUACUAAAGUAUUAAUGUUUUCUAGUACUGCCAAAAUAAUGCCAACUAUAUUCUAAAGGGGAUAAAACAUUUUGUAAGAUCAAUUUUCGAUUUAAAUGUCUAGUGUCAAAUUAGAUUCGGUAACUGUACAAAACGAAGCGUACAAAUUUUUAACAGUAAAUUAAAGCAAAGAAAAUAUUUUUUAAAGAGACUUUUUCGGAUCGCCAAAUCUAAAUUUAAAUACAAAUUAUUUAGAAGUUAAUAACCAAAAUUUUAGGUAAAAAAAGUAAAAAAAAAAUGUUGAUGUUAAUAAAAUUAAAGACUUCUAGAAAUCUUCGAAAGUACAAAAAUGUUGACGUCUAUUAGAACAAUAUUUGUAUUCUAUUUUGGCUUCAAUAUCGAUUAAUGAUCAAAGUAGUCGUGCCUUCGUUCGUCUUCAUGCCAUUAAAACGUUGGGACGAUAUUCCGAACUGUCAUGGGAUGCGCGAAGUGUUCACGAACGAAACGCUGACGACGACGAGAGAAGGCUUCGGGGCCUUCCGGGUACAGGGAACGAGGGGCGCAGGCCUCACGUAGCGGGUCUUGGAUUGCAUCUGCUCGACGGUCGUAUACGUACACAUGAUAAAGUCAUGGAACAAAAUGGACGUUUCUUCUGUAUAAAUCUUAGGUGAUAGGUAUUCAUUAACAUAAUUAUAUAUAAUACGUAUCCAUUUUAGGAUUUCUCUCUAUGAGGAUAGCGAUUUCUUACUUAAAUGUCGACCAACGUAGAGAACGUCUCGUUUAUGAAAAUUUAUUAGAUUAUUAUUAACAUUAAUUAUUACUAUAAAUUCUCAAAAUUAAAAUCUUAGUGUCAACCAUGAGAUGGCUGCGGAUUGUAAAAAAUAUUUUAUUUACUUAUAUAUUAUAGGAAAUUGCUUGAAUACGCGUUCGUCUGAACACAGGCCGAUUACAUAUCUAAUCAGGGUUUAACUGACGAAUUCACAUUAAAGUCUUUUAAAAGAGAUCAAAUGUUCAACAUAUCACAAUUAACAAAUAUCUAUAGAGUAAACAGAGCAGGUUUUAAAGUAUUUAAACACAGUGAUAUUUCACAAAGCCAAAGAAAAAAUUAAUGGGGAGUUUUGCCAACUUGCAUUUAUUUCUGUUAGAAUAAAAACAUUCUGAAAAGACAAAAUUUUGUGCCAUAUCUCGAAAUUGGAAACUAAACCUAACAAAAUCAUAUCAAUCGAAGUGAAUGUUUCAAAAACUAUUCACAAAUUAAAUGCAAUUAAAUAAUGCAAACUUAAUUUAGUCUUAAAAAAACUCAGUUAAAUUUCUGCAUUUAUUCAAUUUUUAAUUUCGCCGCGUUUAGUUAUCGGAAUAUUUUUAAGAGUUUCUAUAUAUUCUUUUUCGGAAUGUGUUUGUGAUAUAAAUUUAUUUGGUUUAGAUAAUUUAAGAAAUCAUCUUAAUAGAUAUACUGAAGGGCUUAGCUUUUAUGAAAAGUUUAGUUAUUUUUGUAAUGGUGUCCCCAUUCGUACCUCCAUUUUUGUAAUACCUCAGAUAUUUUGUUUUUUAUUAAUCUUUAUUUCAUGUUAACUGGUUAGAUUCCGACAGAUGAAUGAAAAAGCAGUUCGGAAGAGAAUCAUCAUAGCAUCAUUUAGAGAGCUAAGUGAAGCAAGCGGGUAGUUUGAAUUGUAAAUAUGUUCUAAGUUAGGUCGUAAAGAAUCGUGGCAUCGGGAUACGCCUCGUGAUAUUAACUAAAUAGAUUUAGAUGAAAUCAUUAUUGGAAAGGAUUUUUAUAUAUUCUACUAAUCGAUUUAUUGAUAGUGACGUAGUCUUGCGUUUAGUGUUUGAGUUGAUUGUUUUCGCUGUGCAAUUACUUCUAAAAUAUUCGGCUCAUUGAAAGCUUAUUGUUGAACGCUUUGUUGGCCUUUUCGCCCACCAUUUUCGUUUGUUUCUAAAUUUUUGAUCUCAGUAGGACAGCUGCGGAUUACAUCAAAAUGGAGUCAGCCGUUGGUGAUUGUUAAGAGUUAGGUAAAUCGUGUUAAGUUUUGGUUAUGUGUCGGCAAAAGAGAGCAGCUCAAAAUUUCAUCAAACGAAACAACAAUACAGCGAAACGUAACAAAGGUUAUUUGCAAUUUAUACCAAAACCGUGCAUUUUUACAUAGUAAGAACAUAAGUGAGAGUAAUAAAUUUAACUCAAGUACUAAUAAUUUUGCUUUUUCGCCACUCUAAUUUAUAUUUUAAGUUAAAAUGAAAUACGUUUAAUGAACAGACUGUGUUACUAAUAUAGGUAAUGCACAAUAUCUGCAACGAAAUGCCUUCAGACAGUACAACUAUACCAAUAGCCUAAGUAAAUGACAAAUUAUAUACUUUAUUGUGACAGCACAGUGACGGCGGCUGUCAGUCAGCAACAGAAACAUCACAAUAGCUGUCGGUUUAAUAUAUUCUACAUAUUUGCAUUUAGAAGUAUUAGUUUAUAAAACAAUUAUAUGAGGUGUUUUAAUGAUUGUGAUGCUGAUUGCACAGUUUCUAGGACACGCUGUGCUGUCUUCGACAGUAUUUUAUAAAUCUUUGCACACCUAACUGCCAACACGUUUUAAAUUGUUUUCAAUACCGUAAUUAAUAUAAUUGUGUAUUUAAUAUUGAAGAUUUUUAACCAAUUUACAAACUCACAAAACUUCACAAACAUUUUUGCUUCUAUCAUAAGUAUUACCUCCAAUAAUGUUAAGUAUUACAGACGUAUGUCGUUUAAUUUAAUAAUAAUAUAUAAUAUAGUUGGGACAGGUCCCCUGCUCUGGUUAUUUGAUUCGAGUGGUAUACGUUGUAUUGUAAGUUUUUGAGAAUCAAAUAAUAAUCACGAUGAUAUUAGAAUUGUCUCCAAAUGGCACAGGUUAUUUGAAUUAUGGCAAGUGUUCCACGUCCUUUAUUUAAAUGUUGUGUUUGGAGACGUUUUUAAUGGAACGCAACAGCCUGCAGCGAAAGUAUGAAAAAGAGUUUGAUACUGUAUCUGUGACCCGUGGGUCGUAUUUCAUGCUUUCAAAGCAGAAGCAAGGGGCAGAUUUACGUUUACAGGACGAGUCAAUAAAACGUGAUCAUUUAUAUUUAUGAUACAAUAAUUAUAGAUAUUGUAAAAUCUAAAAUAUAACAUUUGUUACAUAGAUUCUUCCCAUACAUACGCUAUUUUGUUAUCCACAUCCAUAUUUAAAAUGCAAUAGUUUAUCUGAUGGUGGGCUUAUUUACGUCAUUUAUUUAACUGCGCGUCAAGUUUAUAAUUUUUGGCUCAUGGAUUCGUUAUCUGUGAUUGAUUACUACACUUACUUUAUUAAAGCUUGUCAGUUAUAUAAAAGUCGUAAAUAAGGUAAUCGUCAACCGGUACGCAAUAGUUGAUUAUUUCAAAUAUUUUUAAUACUCGAUCAGCGUCGCGGGUCCGUUUAAGAAUAAAUCGACUACAAAUAAAGUUUAGGAUAAAAAUAACACCGGCUUAAGAUGGAUCGAUAUUUGUUUCGCUGACUUUACUAUAGUUAUACUUGGUUAUUUUUUAACUGUUUGAUACCUAUUCAAUCCAUUGUUGCUUUUUGAUAUCGAUUUAUAAGUCGUUGAAAUUUCUAUCUAAUGUCCGUAAAGUAUAUCGUCGUUGUGUUCUUAAAUCCAUAGCUUUAAUAUUUACAGUAUCUUCCAUUAUAUUGUAAUUAUUAUAACAUAGCAAUAGUUCCCAAUCAGCCACAGUACCUCAGUAAUUAUAACAAAUAGCAGAUUAUUAUUAGCUAUGUUAGUAGUAUCGUUAAAGUCAUCCGUUAACUGUUAUUAUUUUUGUUAUAGAUACAAUUUUCAACACUACCGCUAGAGGGCCUAAUGCGACAGUUGACGUUCAACAAAAAAUAAAAUUACAAAAAGACAGUUUUCAGAUUACAUAUUCAAAGUGACGUUUCGAUUUUCUCUUUGGUUAAUUUGGCCAGUGUUGCUAGUGUAUGAUAUAUAAUCUGCUGAUACAUUUACUAGUUACAUAAAUAAUAGUUCCGUAAAUCAAAGUGCACUUACGUCUUUUUAAUAAGGAGGACUUUAUUAUAUAAUAUACUAUACCUAGUUGCCGCGAUGCUGAUCGAGCUCUCGUUGAAACCCGUCUGCAGUAACUAUAUAAAGUAUUUACAAUGUACCCACUAAUUACAUACGAUAUAUUGCUAGAAAUAACUUUUAUCUACAGAAUGUGAGACAGUUGGCCGAUUUUGUUGAAAAAUACAUAGAGGAAAUGCCAAAUAUUUUACGAGUAAUUUGGUGAGGAAAUUAAGUACCGCACUCGAUAUGCAGUAUUACACACGUGAUGAAACCAAUACCCAAAUGUAUGCAGAUUUUUAUACUAAUACAAAAGUUUUACAAUUUCGUUGAAAAUAUUUAAGAUUUCACCUUAAAAUAUCUUUUUAAAUGUUGUGCUGUACUUAAACACUUUGCCAAAGCAGGCCAAGCCUUGAGAUAAAUUUUACUUUCGCCAUAGUGAUAUAGUUUAUUGUUUACGUUAAAAUAACUAUAUAUUUUUGACAAAAUCGUGCCACUUUAACUUGUUAUGCUUCGGUAACAUUUUAUACACAGAAAUAUUUUUUUAUGAUAGCAAUUUAUAUGUGAAUGUUAAUUAAGUGGCAAUUCUAAUUUUAACUGCACUAUAUUUUUGCUGACACGUUUAGUUUAAGAUUUUUUUAGUAAUUUAAUGUAUGCACGUCGAUCUGCGUUUUUAUUAACAAUAUUUUAUCUUUUUAUCUUUUAUAAGGUUCUUAAGUGAUACGUACUCUCGACAAAUAGAAACAUACACUUUAUUAAUUUAUUCUACCGUAAUUGAAAUUCGUUCGAGCGUAUGUGACAUUUACGCCCAUUUUUUGCCUGAGCUAAUGUGUUAUGAAAGUUAUAGUUUGCCAUCGUUGAAAGGGGAAUUAAGUUGGAGUGUUUUGUUAUAUUUUGAUGUUCUGAUACCGGGGAGGGGGUGUAAAAAUGUUUUAUAGUAUUGUGUAUGAUCGAUAAGGUAGAUAGGACCGUAAUAUCGGCUCUAGGGAGUUAGAUGUCCCCUUCGACUCGAAAGUGGACAUCGCCAGUGAAGACACUUAAAGUACUAUUGUUGUAGAUCGUAUGGAAUUCGACUGUAUUGCUUUCUUUUGUCACUAAGAAUAUUGAAUCUUUAAUAUAGCAGACUUUUUAACAAUGUCAGUAAGUUACGCGUGAAAAUGUAUUUGAGUUUCCCGCGUAAAUUGUGACAAUGACACUUCUGAUCCUCAAUAGACAAUAAUUCACACUUCAUAUAUAAAAAACUUGUUACACCAAAUUUAUAUUUUUUAAUAAAUAUCUUUUCUAUUCAUAAAUUCAAUAGAUUUUAGUGAUAAAGGAACGGUGGUGUCUUUACUUGUUUUGAUGUUGUUGAUAUUUGUGAUUAAGGAAUCAACUCGGCUGCGUAGUAGGAACAUAUCAAAAGGGUGAAUUAUUAGUACUCUAAGUAUCUUUCAAUCUUAUGUUAAGAAAUUGAGUUGUUUAAAGCGGUCCUUUAUGUUUCAUACGAAAACUGUACUUUCAAUAAUAUUAAAUAAUGGGACAAUCGGUUGGAUGUAAUA